AAUGGAGAUCACGAGCAGCACGAUGGUGAAGCCGGUGCCACACCCGCUCGUCGGUGAGAAGGUUCCACUAACCCUCUUCGACCGCGCUGCCGUGGACGUCUUCGUUGCCAUGGUGCUAGCGUACCCCGCACCGGCACCGUCCAACGAGGCUCUCAAGGACGGGCUUCUCAAGGCGGUCGUGGCGUUCCCCCACCUGGCGGGGCGCCUCGCGGUCGACGAGCACGGCCGGCACUUCCUCGACGUCAACAACGAGGGUGUGCUCCUGAUUGAGACCAAGCUACCGGCUAACUUGGCGGACGUGCUGGUGGAAGGCCGGAUGGCCACCAGAGUCGACCACCUCUACCCUACAACGCCAGAGCCAGGGCACAACAAUGGGGACGCGCUGCUGCAGAUCCAGCUGAACAGGUACGGGUGCGGAGGUCUUGUGGUCGGGAUGUGCUCCCACCACCGUGUCGCCGACGGCCACUCCAUGAGCAUGUUCUUCACCGCGUGGGCAACAGCGGUCCGCGAGGGUAUGGACUUCAUCAUGCCGACCCCAUUCCUCAACCGUGCGGAAACCGCCUUGCCGCGAAGCUCGCCGGCCCCGGUGUUCGACCACCGGUCAGUGGAAUUCACGUGCAGAGAAGGAACCGUCGUCCCCGUGGAGAGGAUAAAAAACCUCACGGUGCACUUCACAGCCGAGUUCGUCGCCAAUCUCAAAGCCCGUGUUUGUGCCCGCUGCAGCACGUUCCAGUGCCUGCUCGCGCACGUCUGGAAGAAGAUCACCGCGGCGCGGGGCCUUAAACCGGAGGAAUUCACCACGGUGAGGGUGGCCGUGAACUGCAGGGGCAGGGCUGAGCCUCCCGUGCCGAUGAACUUCUUCGGGAACAUGGUUUUGUGGGCGUUCCCAAGGCUUCAGGUCUGGGACGUAUUGAACUCGAGCUACAGCAGCGUGGUCGAGACCAUCCGCGACGCUGUGGCACGCAUCGACGGGGAGUACGUGCAGUCCUUCGUGGACUUUGGCGGGGUGGCUGACGCGAACGGUGAGGAGCUCAUCGUGCCGACGGUCCCUGCGGGCUCGAUGUUGUGCCCGGACGCAGAGGUGGAUAGCUGGCUGCGGUUCGGCUUCCAUCAGCUUGACUUUGGCACCGGGGAGCCUGCCGCUUUCUUGCUGCCGGACUGGCCAGUCGAGGGGAUCAUGUUCCUUGUGCCGUCACACAAGGAGAACGGCGGAUUCGACCUCUUCAUAUCCAUCGCGGAGGAGCACGUUGCGACGUUCCAGCAGAUCUGCUACUUGACCUAG
Messenger RNA from Triticum urartu, 1282 nucleotides. RefSeq names its product tryptamine benzoyltransferase 1-like. Lineage: Eukaryota; Viridiplantae; Streptophyta; Magnoliopsida; Poales; Poaceae. The record is from RefSeq and is a predicted model, not a curated record. Gene Ontology annotation, molecular function: acyltransferase activity, transferring groups other than amino-acyl groups.